Molecule: messenger RNA, 1596 nt
Organism: Aspergillus alliaceus
Lineage: Eukaryota; Fungi; Ascomycota; Eurotiomycetes; Eurotiales; Aspergillaceae
Product: bZIP transcription factor
Exons: 4
Coding region: 183-1484 (433 amino acids)
Biological process (GO): regulation of DNA-templated transcription
Molecular function (GO): DNA-binding transcription factor activity
Source: RefSeq, a predicted model, not a curated record
ACCAGAUACAAAUGAUACUAAGACGGUAAAAUAAACGGCCUCGAUCAUCUUUCCCCUGACGGUGCUCUCCUACGCAUGCUUGGCGAACCUUUCUAAGCGCUUUAGGCAAAACGGCGUUCACCCGUCACGGAGAGCCUUCACUAAGCGACCUACACCUUCCAAGACCCCCUCGUUCGUCAAAGAUGGUGGAUUCGAGAACCCCUUCUCCUGAUGAGUGCCAUACUGGGCGGAGGAAAAGGGGUCGUCCGAAAAGCCAGAUCAGACAAGAUAUGUCCCCAAAUAGGCGGAGGACCCAGGUCAGGUUAGCACAGCGUGCCUAUCGUUCACGAAAGGAGGCCGAGCUACAGGCACUGAAGACUCAGGUCCAUGAACUGGAAAUGCUCGUCGAACAAAUGAAUGCGACAUUUCUAUCCUUCACUGAUGAUCUGAUUAAAUCCGGUGUGCUGUCAACAUGUCCAGAUGUCGCGCUGAGGCUCCACCAAACCAUAGCGCAAUCUCUAUCCUUUGCAAAUCGGGUCGUUUCUGUGGCAGCAGAUGACGCUGACCCCCUCGAUACUGAGGGAAAUGCGGUAGAGACAAGAGCACGCGGAGGGGUUGUUGAUACGACGGAAGGGGAUGUAGCUAAUGCUAACGACAACCUAUACGAUGUCGCCGAGAUCCCUCUUCCUGACAUCCAAGAGCUUGCUGUACAGGCUCAGCGAGAAGAUAGCAGCCAAGACCCCUUCGCAGUGACUCCAAAACAUGACAUUGCAGUACCGGAAAUACCAACACAAGCGACAAGCCUUUACCCAACGCCGCUGUUCUUUAAUACCCCCCUGUCUGGCACGCAUAUUCUGGAACGAGCAAGUUUCGCCCAUCGACUCUACCGUGCAUGUGUCGAGCGAGGAUAUCAGUGUCUAACAAAUCCGUCGCACCAACUCGAGGAACUCGAGGAACUCGCGUACAAAUUUAGACUUCCGAUGAAACUGUUUCCGCUACAACAUAUCAGAGCGCACUUCGAGAAGUUUCUAAGCGAUGGAUAUCACGGAGCCCUUAUGGAGCUGAAUGUUCCCUUCAUAAGUAUUGGUGGCGCAGGGACGCAUUUUCAACACCAGCAGAGGAGCUAUCUCACCGACAAUGCUUCAUUCCAGCCGAGCAUGAUACAGGUUGCGACAGAACGAGUUGACCCUGAUAUGCGAGGUGACUGGUUUGAUUGUUAUGAUGUGGAAGGAUAUCUGGAAAAGUGCAGAAUCGUCCCCGUUCGGGGUCUUCCGCUGGCAAAGAUGACGCUUCCGACUCUUCCGGGCUUGAAGCGCGCCCUCCGCCAUCAGCAAACCUCUAGUUUGAGCACCUCCCAACAGUCUGAGAACCCAAAGAUCAUUGAUGAAACUACAUUGAUCGAAAUGCUGAGAAUGUCUUGUGUGUGCCUCGGCAGAGUCCCCGGCUUUCCUCGCGCUACUGUCGAAUCCUUCGCAAAUGAGUUUUCAAUAUAUUACUCAAGCUAGCUUUUUUUAGGAAUGCAGACCCUGAUUCCAGCGAAACGAUAGCGCACUGCUUGUGGAACAAUCAGUGAUAGAAAUACCGUCCUGGGCGAUAACCGCUCGUCUUGCGAGAGUU